Bradysia coprophila is the source of this 3611-nucleotide messenger RNA. RefSeq names its product SATB1_N and homeodomain domain-containing protein dve (gene dve). Gene Ontology annotation, molecular function: DNA-binding transcription factor activity, RNA polymerase II-specific; RNA polymerase II cis-regulatory region sequence-specific DNA binding. NCBI's taxonomy places the organism in Eukaryota, Metazoa, Arthropoda, Insecta, Diptera, Sciaridae. The record is from RefSeq and is a predicted model, not a curated record. Gene Ontology annotation, biological process: chromatin remodeling; regulation of transcription by RNA polymerase II.
UUGACUUACUAUCAAAUAUGAAUAUUGUGCUGGGAAACGAACUAAAAUCGAACGAAAUAUUUACGUUUUAAUGUUAAAAUGUAGGAGAAAAAAAUGUUUGUUUCACACAAGGAAAUUCCUUCAAGCAUACAAACCACCACCGAUUACACCAAGAAACUAUAUACGUAUAUAAAUACAAUGACGAUUGCGCGCGCAUUAUCAACAAGUCAAUUCAAAUAAGGGGUGGGUGAUAUGAGCCCGAGGUGAUCCCUAGUCCAUAACACCCGAUUAUUCACGAAUAAGCUACAGCCAAGCAGAACCGACCGAAUAAUUUUUUAUUCGUUGGGCUGAAUUUAACUUUGUGCGAUAUCAACCAUACCAGCAGUGUGUCAUGUUUAGUUCCGCGACAACAACCGGUGCGAUUAGAUGUGCUAACAGAAUGAUGUAUAUAAUAUUGUUGUAAGAGACGAGAAAUGUGUUUACAAAAUAUGUUACGUUCGUUGAGUUGUUGCGAGUAAAAACAACGUCGUUCUGUGAAUGGAUUUAAAAAAAGGAUUUUUGUUUGAAUAAAGUAAUUGGGAAGGAUAUUAUUGAUGUACCGAAUUUGAUGUGUUGGUCGUAUGGAUUGUAAUGUCUUUGAUAAAAAAUAAAUAUUUUUUAUUGCAAAAUAACUUGACGGUUUAGAAUCAAUUGUUUUAAACUAUUGCCGAAUGAAAUCCAUUUGAUUUAUGUUGCCAAUGCAAUUUAAAAUGAUUCAAAAUUAAACGAUUGGAGAAUGUAAUAUUCUUUUGUGACCUGUAUGAUUGGCAUGGAUUUUCAAAGUGCAAUGGAAACGUUUGCUGAAGCUUGGGUAGCUGCUAAUACUGGAACACAGACACAAGCACUGGCUUUGAUUUGCUCAAAAUCACCUGUCAAAGAUCACACCGAAACCGUAACUGAUCGCGAAAAAGAGGCAAAUCGAAUAGAGAAUUCAAGCCCGAAAAUUCGGACACAUCAGAAUAAUGGUAACAUUGAAUCCAGUCAAACAAAUUCUUCAUCGAUAGCAACGGGUGAACGGGGCGAAAGGAGCGAUAGAAGUGAAGGUCGAGAAACAGCGGUCAAUUUGAAAUUACGGUCCAAUUUGAAUUCGCCCAGUGAGAACGGUAUUUCAUCGACAUUCAUGUUGGAAAAAGGUGCCUCAUCGCCGACAAACGAGCGCAAAGGAUUCGAUUUUUCGAAAGUUAAUGCCAAAUCGCUGCCGAUUCAUUGCAUAGUUGAGUCCAUAACAUCACUGCAAGGAUCAUUGAGUGCAGACAGUCGAAGCCAGUGGAAACAAAGACCAAACAUUGAAGCUGACAGUUAUGUGAUUGUACCAGCAGCAACGCUAUUUUCAGAUCUAGUUAAUACGGCCCUGCAAAGACUGGGCUAUUCUCCCGAUAUAGCCAGUACAGCUAGAGGAUCAAUUAUUGUUAAGAAUUGGAAACCGUUGCCGUUGGAAAGCAUUUCGGACAAUCCGAUGGUGUGUGUUAGUGAAAUUUUGGGUGAACUGACAUCGGUGGUCACAUUGCGAAUUGUUGUACUGCGUACGAAGCCAUCAAUGCUGACUGAGAUAAAAGAUAAACUUCUGAAAUUGUUAGUUCUACAAUCGCAUGCAGUUCUACGUUCGGCUGGUUGUCCUUUGGACGAGAUGACACUGUCCCAAAUAUGCCGCAAUUCGUUUUCCCUGAACAACGACGUAUCCGAAGAUGUCCGUCGCAAAUUCGAUCAAUGGUGGUGCAAUCAACUAACGCCCCAAACCAAUUCUCUAACAUCGAAAAUUCUGCCGUUUCUCAAUCCACAACAGCAGAACGAUAUCGAUUUUUCGCAAAAUCAUAAUUUGGCUGCGAGCCGAGAGUCGUUGCUGGACAAUCACCAUCACAACAUGAUUGUUCAUCCGGCUUUGCAGACGGUUCACUCUCAGUACACCAGUCAAAAGACCCGAAUGCGCACUAGUUUUGAUCCCGAAAUGGAACUGCCGAAAUUACAGCGUUGGUUUCACGAAAAUCCUCAUCCCAGUCGUCAACAAAUUCAGUCAUACGUCAUUCAAUUGAAUUCGCUGGAAUCGAGAAGGGGCCGAAAGCCGUUGGACAUUAACAAUGUCGUGUAUUGGUUCAAAAAUGCUAGAGCGGCACAAAAAAGGGCCGAAUUGCGAGGUCACGGUAUAGUGAACGGAUUCGGUAAUCAACAGUCAGAUUUGAUGAUGCAGCACUCAGACUACAUCAAGAGUCCGAUUAGCCUCAAGUCAGAAGAAAUUGAGAACAUUUCCCAGCAUUCAGAUGACAUUGAUGAUAUAAUGGAUCAGUCGAUGUCGUCUCAGUUACCAUUAUCUUUGACCACCCAUGAGAGACAUAGAUCGUCAACCGACAGUAAUCUUAUGCAAAAGUCGAUACGUAGUUUCACGCAGAGCCCGUUGAUGAUGGGCAGUAGCAAUGCAAGUCAACAGAACGAUUCAAUCAAUGACCUAAACGACAAUGCCCACGCCACCGACAACAAUUCCAACAAUAACGAAAAUCUCAAUGAACGAUGCGAUUCGAUAAAGAACUCACCCGAAUCGGAAGACUUGGACAUGGAAUCGGACAUAAAUCCUGUGGACGAAUUCCGUUCACCAUCACCGGAUUCGCGGCGAGACGUCCCAUUCCCGAUGGUACCGAAUUCAAUGUUUUCGCAUUCCAUUAUGUACAUGAGCCAUUAUAUCCCGCAAAUGGGCGCUGGCGGCCAUCAUCCAACGAUACCGAAUUCGACGAGCCCGAGAUCGUUAAGCCAAAACAGCUUAAGUUUAGCCAAUAUGUCCAAUGACGAACGUCGCAAACGGAAUAGGACGUUCAUCGAUCCGGUAACGGAGGUGCCGAAGCUGGAACAAUGGUUUGCUAUGAAUACGCAUCCGUCGCAUAAUUUAAUUUUAAAAUACACCGAGGAUUUGAACCGGAUGCCGUACAGGCAAAAGUUUCCGCGCCUGGAAAGCAAAAAUGUUCAAUUUUGGUUCAAAAAUCGCCGUGCCAAGUGCAAGCGAUUGAAAAUGUCGUUGUACGAUCCAGUUCCGAUGUCUGCAAUGGGCCCAUUUACUCAUAACGAAAGAGACUAACAAUUUUCAUAGAGAGAAAACGAGUCACACGUUUCGAGAAAUGUGGGUGAUUGUUUCAUACCGACACUCAUAUUGGCUUGCUGAUUUAUGAAUUUGAUUCGGAAAACUUGCAAUAGCUUUUCAUUGGUCACGGAAGCUGCAGUAUCGGUUGUAUGUAUAAAUUUACACCGACGAAUUCGACUCGUUGCCAAACCAAAACCGGAUCUAGAUUGACAAUUUGUAGUGUCGCACUGUCGAAGAUUGAUCUGAUAGCACUGGUAUAUUAAGGUAACAAUUAAAUAAAUUUUUGAAUUCAUCAAAAAGAAUAAAAUGAAUAAAAUUGAAAACAGUGUAAUGUGAACAUAGUAUAAUAUGGCUGUAUUUAGACCGAUAAGAUGUAAAAAAAAAAUAGUGCUAGUCGCUUCCUCCAACCAAUCCAUUACAAUUGGUAUAAUACUGAGAUAAAUGGAAUUGUUGCUUUUAUUCUGACGGUCUUCGCAAGACCACCCACAGGAACUGGUUUGUAGUGUUCGGUAGUGAGUAAAUCAAGAAA